GUGGCCUGACGUCACACUCCCACAAUGCUCGCGCCCCAGAACUCUGGCGCUGCAGCCUGAGGAGAGCGCGAGCCACUCAGGCCCCGAAAAAAAGCCAAAAAUUAUAGAAAAAAAUCUGAAAAAAUAAUAAAACAACAGAUCCAGAGGAGAAACUCCGGGAAAGCUGUCGUGGGAUCCCCCGCGAACAAUCAAAAUGGGCAAUAUUAAUAUCUACUGGACCCCACCCAUGUCAGUUGGGACUGGGUGAAAGAAAUAGAGACAUUGCUAUUCUUCCAAAUGUUCUGAACCUGAACGAGGAUUUUUUAAAGAAGAGACUGUAUAAUUCCUAGAGACUGCCCCUUAAACUCCACCCCCCCCAGGCAGAAUCCAAACAGAGCCUGGAAGGUAGGGCAGCCACGGCUGGGGUUCAAUGGCAACGGCACCAUAGGGCUGCCAUGGCAGCAGCUGCCGCCGAUGCCCCACACCACAUAACCACACUGACGCCGGAGGACGAGGAUCAGCGAGCUGCCCCCAAACUGUUUGGAGGUUUAGCUCAAGUGAGGACAGAGAGCGAGAGAGAGAAGGAGACAGGGAAGGAGGAAAGCGGCAACGAGUGUUUGGUGUGUGGCACCCUCUUCAGCUCACAGGAUAAGCUUCAUAUCCACACUUUUAGUCACACAGGGGAGAAACCUUUUCACUGUACCCAGCCCUACUGCCACAAGGCCUUCAGCUCCAAAUAUAAGCUCUACAGGCAUAUGGCCACACACUCCCCGCAGAAGACCCACCAGUGCUCAUUCUGUGAAAAGAUGUUCCACCGUAAAGAUCAUCUGAAAAAUCACCUGCAGACCCAUGACCCCAACAAGGAAGCUUUUAAGUGUGAGGAGUGUGGCAAGCACUAUAACACAAAGCUAGGCUACAAGCGCCAUGUGGCCAUGCACUCUGCCACAGCAGGAGACCUGACUUGCAAGGUAUGUUUGCAGAGCUAUGAGAGCACUCCUGCCCUCUUGGAUCACCUCAAGAGCCAUUCCGGCAAGUCUUCAGGUGGCACCAAGGAAAAGAAACACCCAUGCGAUCACUGUGACCGUCGCUUCUACACCCGCAAGGAUGUUCGCAGACACAUGGUAGUUCACACAGGUCGCAAAGAUUUUCUGUGCCAGUACUGUGCCCAGCGCUUCGGAAGAAAGGACCACCUCACACGACAUGUGAAGAAGAGCCAUUCACAGGAGCUGCUGAAGAUCAAAACAGAACCACCAGAUAUGCUGGCUCUGCUUGGUUCUGGCUCUCCGACUUGUGCUGUGAAGGAAGAGCUCAGUCCUAUGAUGUGUAGCAUGGGCCCCAAUAAGGACUCCAUGAUGACCAAACCUUUCCGCAGUGGCACCCCUUUUCCCAUGGGCAUGUACAACCAACACCAUCUACAGGCCAUGUCCAGCCCUGGAAUGGGCCACCAUCACUCCUUGGUUCCUGGGUCACUGUCUGCUGCUAUGGGUAUGGGCUGCUCUAUGGAGCCUCCUUCAGCCUUACACCACCAUCAUCCACAUCAUCACCACCACCCACACCAUCCCUCUCCUCCACCGCCAACACACCAGCAACAAACUCCACUGCAACCUCAACCCCAGCAGCAGCAUUCCCAACCUCCCAAGUACCAGCUUGGAGCUACCUCAUACUUGCUAGAUAAGCCCCUAAAGGUGGAGAUGGAGAGUUACCUGAUGGAUCUGCAGAGUGGCUUGCCAGUCCCUCCCCCACCUUCAGCUGAUCCACAUUCAGCUGCUUCACCUAAUAAAGAUGGUCUGGAGCCUCCACCUGGCUUAACAGAUGAGCUAUGUGGGGAUCCCCUCCUAUCUAAAAGCCCUGCCAUCAUUGCUGAAUCUCUGUGUGCUGCUAACAUGGACUUCUCCCAUUUACUGGGUUUCUUUCCGCUAAACUUGCCGCCCUAUAGCACUCCCAUGAGUUCGGGAGGCCUGGUGAUGGGCUACUCCACCUCCACUGCCUCUUCUUCUUCCUCAUCAUCGUCAGCAUCUUCACAUGCUGCCGAGUCUCAUGCUGCCACAGCAACCGCCUCAGUGCCUCUUACCUCUUUGCAACCUCAACCUCAGGAGCAACCGGGCUCCAGUGGAGGUCUUGGCCUCGGGCCCCUGCAUCCACUCCCACCAGUGUUUAGCUCCAGCCUUAGCACGACCACCUUGCCUCGCUUCCAUCAGGCCUUUCAAUGAGGCUCCCACCCCACCCUGAUCUACCACAGACUGACAACUGUGGUGGCCCAGGGUAGGGGAGCUUCAGGGCUCCCUCUAGGGGUGGGAGAAUAAAACACUUGAGCACAUAGAAGCCUUAACUAAAGCGCACAAAUGCUUUUAAAUGAGCCUGGAGAAACCAAUUUAUUUUCUGAAAGGAAGUAGAACAUAGGAAAUAAGAAAACCAUGGAGCUUUUGUUUAGGCUUUUCCAUCAAUAUUUUAGUUAAACCUUUCCUUCAACCCUUGACUCACCAAUUCCUAGUUAGGAUGCAGCAUCAGCAGGCCUUUAAGGCAUGGUACCGCAUACUUUAUAAAGUAAUAAUAUGAGUUGGAGAAAGGAUGUUUAAAAUGUUUUUUAAGAGAAUAGUUUGAAGUUAUUAAGCUUUUUUUUUGUUUAUUCAAACAUGAGACUUAAUUUAUAUUGUCUCUGUUCUAUUAAAGUCAGGUAUCAUUUAAUCGCCCUUAAACUAAAACUGCCUUGGCAGCUGGGAGAGGAAAAAUUACUGGAGGAAUGAAGUUGUGAUGUUGCAUAAAUCUCUCCCCUUUCAUAGCCAAAAAAGCAAAUUCAUUAUAAAAUUAUACAAAAAUAUUUUCCCCAUAAAAUGUAUUAAUUCCAGUUGUUCCUUCCCCCAGUAUAUAAUAUUCAUUACCAUAAGCACACUUAGGUAUUGUGUGCAAGAAUUAUGUAGGCAAGGGAAGAUUCAAUAAAAAGAAAGAAGGCAAAAAAAAAAGGCAGCAAAUAAGCGGUAACAUUUUACAAUCCUACUUUUAUACACUGACCAUUCAGAACAAAGGACAGAUCAAAGGAUAAUGUAAAAAAAAUUAAAAAAAAAAAUCCAUACAGUUUUUGUUAGUCAAAGGAAGCACUUUGUUUACAGCAGAAGGCACUUGACCUUUUUUGGGUUCCCAUGGUGACUCGCUGACCCUCAGUUCCCUACUUCCUGCACAAAUUUACCUUUUCCUUCCUAGCCGAGCAUCUUAUGCACAGCAACAUCAUGUGUCCUCAAAAUAUUCUCUAGUAUUUAAAUAAUUCAAGUGUUUCAUAAUGGUUUCCUUCUUCCUCCCAGCACUAAUUUCUAUGGCAAAUGUUUUAUUACCUCCAGUUCCUGCCCACCUCAUUCUAAUAUGCAUGUUAGAAAACACAAAGAUAUUAGGCAGGAUAAUAGAGUUAAUAGUCAAAUGGUAAUAAUCACCCUGACAUAUGUGAAUAGAAAAGGAAUGACAAGAAUGGGGGAAGGGGGAGGGGGUUCUACAAGAGUAUUUUUGCAGUGUACGAAAUACCACAUCAAAAAGAAAUAUAUAAUUGCUUUUAUUUUAGUAAAAUGUAUUUUAGAUAGAUGUAUUAAAAAAUUGCUGAUGGGAUUUUUACAAAAACAAAAAAGUCAGGUUUACAUAAUGAUGUAACCUUGUUCAAAAAAUGGAUGAAGUAAUUGCUUUUUAUUAUAGUCUUCCCUAUAUUAUUUGUUCUUUUUUUCUUGUAUGUGGGUCAACAGAUGGUAUUUUGACCCAUGUCUCAUAGGCUUUUAGUAGAAUUAUCAAGUAGAAUGAACUACUCUUUAAUUUUUAGUGUUGCAUAGAGAGGCCCGUAAUGUGACCCAAGUUUCAGAAUUAUUCUCUUUCAGUAUUGGAACAGACCUGACAGAUGUCUUUGAUGUGGCUCACAUCCUGUGGCCCCUAAACAAUUCUACUUUAUCAAUUAACUUUAAUCGUCACGUCAAGGAGAAUUUCUAAAGCAUGUCAAAUUAAUUCCUAUAAAGUGAUACUGAUGACAUGGUGGUGUUUCCUGCACCAAAGUACCUUGAAGAAAUGUCCUUUAAUGGCCAGACUUUAAAUUUUGCUCAUCCCUAGCCUUGUAGUCAAUGUGAAAGUCAAGAAUAAAAUUGCUCAAAUGCGAGGCCACCAGCCAAAAUGAAUUUGAAAAAGUUAUGAUGCUGCUUUAGCGCUAUGGUUGGUAACAGUCAUAGACCACUUCUGCAGAAAUCCUUCUGCAGAAAUCUUUAAAACUGAACACAUGAACCGUUUUUGUCCAUUUCUGUUCUCCUUUUACAGCUGCUUCGUCCAUUAAAAUGAACAUUUUUAUCAAAGGGUCUGAAGAAAGACAAAAUACCCAGAACAAAUAAGUCACCAGACUGGUCUUUGACAUUCAAAGCAUGGGACAGUUGAUUGGGAUAUUGCCUAGUCGUUUGUUGUCAUAUAUUAUUUUCUGUUUGUUGAAACAGGACCUCAAAACAACACAACACAUCACCUCAUUUAAUUUUAUUAUACAUAUUUUUUUUUCAUACCAAAAACCUGGGGAGAAGAAACUUCUUUUUUUGCACAAUUGCUAACUAAAGAGCUAAUGUUGAGAUAAUAUUUUUGUAUAUCGUCGCUGUCGGGCGGAAACCUCGUAUGUCCAAAUUUGGUCAGUUUCAUAUUUUUUCACAUAUCGAUGCUAUUGGUCAGUCCCCACGUGGGUCUGUUAUUUUUACAAGUUAUUAACCAAUCUAAAGUCUUGAAAAUAGCUUGAGUGCAAAUCUCUUAACUCUACUGGACACUUCAACUGUCCACCUCUUCCUCACUCCGCGGGAGAGAUUUGCGGCAUAUUUCUCCUUAAUAAGAGUCGCAACGAAUCAACACGUCUUCUGAGGUAAAUGUCUUCAAAACACUGGGCUCAAAGAAAAAAAAAAUCUUGACCCCCGCUAGUUCUGGUGCUCAUCUGAGGACAGGAAUUUAGUGCAAGACAAUCCACUGCAACGCGGACUAAACCCUGUGCACUGCAGAUAAGGUACAGCGUUUUUUUCAUCUCCUGAAAAAUAACGGUUUUGGAGAUAUGAGGAUUCCGCCCGACAGCGACGAUAUACUGUAAGAAUUGCUACAACUGGUAGUUUCUGACUGAAAAUAAGAAGAAAGCCAAAUAUGCAUUUGAAUUUUUUUCUUUAUAUUCAAUUGGAUUGUGUGAAAUCUUAUUUCAAAGUUAAACAACUUUUGGUUUGGUGUUUGGAUUACGUAAAUAAAAAAGGGUAGAUUUUUUAAGCAUUUAUUCCCCUUUCAAUCGUAUUUUAUUGUUAAAAAUGGGGGGGGGGGAGCAACAUUUAUUUGACAGGCACUUUGAAAUGUAAAGGUGUUUAAAUUUAAAUGUCACAUUAAUAUGUGGGAAAAGUAUGACAGGAAACAAUCCUAAACAGAUCUAAAACUGCUUAAGCAGUAUAAGUCAUAAAGCUAAGCAAAGCUAUGCAGUUUUCUUAAAAAAGAAAUAAAAACAUUCUUUUAAUUAAACAUGAGAAAAAUAUUCAACAAGAAGCUAUUGGCAACUUCUGAGUUUGUCCUCCCCGGGUUUUCUGUAAGCUGAUCUGAAUUCUAGCACUUUUAAACCUUUGAAAAGAGUAUUUUUUUCUUGAAAUUUCAGCCUUAUAUGUUUGUAUGUUUUUGUUUUUCUUUCUUUCUAAUUUUGUAUUUGAUCUUGUACAUGUAUGUGCCAUUAGUUAAAUGUGUAGAAUUUAUUAAUCUAUAUGUACGUUUUUUUCCCUCCUCUUCCAAAGGAGUAACAGUAUUUUUUUGAUAGACUUUCACUAAUAUUUGCCAUGUUUUGCCCCAACUCUUCUUGCUUUGUGCAUUUUAGGACUUGAGAAACAACAAAUGUGCUCAUUUUUAGCUUAUCUUUAAAACCCUUGUUGGAAAAGUCAAAAUUCACAGCUAUUUCUUCUUUUUCAACUUGCUAUUUCAAAGUUAUAGCACUGACAGGUUUAACACGUAUACUGACUUGAGUGACACCCCCUUUCAUUUUUUUUUUGUUUUGUUUUAGAUCAUGUUUUAUAUAAUAAGCACAUGACAGGGUAGAGCUCAGAUUUUGGUAAAGAUUAGUAGGAGUAGUUGACUUCCUUUCUGAGGCGUCCAACCAGUGCAGCAUUUGUAUGUCAUUGCCAGUUGUUCUCUAGAUUGAGAGAGGACAUUAAAUGAUUUUCAGGCUUCUAUCAGUCCUGCUUCUGGGCCCUUUCAAAAAGAUCGUCUCACCCACCAAGAGAAUGACACCAAAAAACAAACAGCCCUCAAGGAGCUCCCCUUCUUCUGAACUCUGAGCGUUCAAAGUCCAUUGGAAGAAAGGAAAAAACUUCAGUUGUGUGUUGUGCUGAAGGGAAAGUUGAUUAGAUGUCUAAUUUGAUACCCUACCUAUAAUCAUGUAUCCCAUCUUUUAUGAUCGAUUUAAAAAAAAAAAAUCUCCAAUGCACCUACCAGGGAUGCACUUAUCUUAUUUCUCCCAAAAUGUGUAGGAUUCUAACUAAGCUAUUAAAAAGAAAUGAUUCAAAUAUCGUUGAUCUAAGGAGAAAGGAAAUUACAAUUGGACUUAAGGAGGGAAUUGCCUUUCUACUUUAAAGAGAAAAAAACAGUGCUGUCUGUGGAAAAAGACAUCAAAUUGUAGUUUCAUUUAUUUUAGCUUAAUGUAAGUCUUGCAUUCCAAGCUCUUUAUGUAUCUUGUUUAGCAACAUAGUCCUCUUAUUUUUAGUACUUGCUUAUUACUGCCACCCCAGGAAAGAAAAAAAAAGUAAAAGAACAAAAAUUCAUUCAUCCUUACACUAUUUUAUAUAGCAUGGGAUUUUAUCAGCUACAGGGAGAAUUGUAUAAAAUUAUAUGACAACCAGUCCACUAUCUAUCACCUACAAUCAGUUGCUGCAAUGUAAAGAGACAGAUAUGUAUAUUGGUUGAUCCAAAGAGAUGACAUUACAACAAAACCUAUUUACUUAUUGUACAGAGCAUUGUACCUUUUGACUUGUAAUGUAUGAUGUUAAAAUCAUUAAAAAAAAAAAAGACAAAC
Tachysurus vachellii is the source of this 6997-nucleotide messenger RNA. RefSeq names its product pleiomorphic adenoma gene-like 2 (gene plagl2). The transcript is spliced from 4 exons. The record is from RefSeq and is a predicted model, not a curated record. Gene Ontology annotation, biological process: regulation of transcription by RNA polymerase II. Gene Ontology annotation, cellular component: nucleus. Bases 435 to 2189 code for a protein of 584 amino acids. Gene Ontology annotation, molecular function: RNA polymerase II transcription regulatory region sequence-specific DNA binding; DNA-binding transcription factor activity, RNA polymerase II-specific. NCBI's taxonomy places the organism in Eukaryota, Metazoa, Chordata, Actinopteri, Siluriformes, Bagridae.